This is a messenger RNA of Strongyloides ratti, 2376 nucleotides long. RefSeq lists its product as hypothetical. The transcript has a single exon. The coding region runs from base 1 to 2376 and encodes 791 amino acids. The record is from RefSeq and is a predicted model, not a curated record. Lineage: Eukaryota; Metazoa; Nematoda; Chromadorea; Rhabditida; Strongyloididae.
AUGAAUGCAUUGUUAAAAAUAUUACUUUGCUAUUUGCUGAUACAUACUAAUUUUAAUAUAUUUAGUCCUCGAUUUAAAAAUAUUUACGUUUGUGGUGAUAAUGAAUGGCCAAAGCAGAAUGGUGAUUACUAUUGUUCACAGCCUGGAUAUAGAGUUGAACGAGUUGUUGUCAAUUUAGAUAAGGAUGACUUUGAGCAUGCGCAAGAAAGAGAAUUUCAUUACGCACCAUUUGGUAAUGGUGGAGGCAAAAAAUUUGAUUAUACAACUCGUUUGGAAAAUGGUAAUAUCAUGUAUUUUAAAAAUAUAGAAAUUGUUGCAAUACCAUUAAAAAAUGUCUAUGUAGAUUAUUGGCAGAGAGAACGUAGUAUUCAUCGUUCCCUUAGAUUUUAUCUUUGUCCUGUUGAUUUAGUAAAGUACAGAUAUUUUUAUUUUAGACAGUACAAACAGGGACAAAUAUUUAGAGAUUUUCAUGGAACAAACAGAUGCUCAUUUGGACAUUGUGAAAUAGGACUUAUAUUUUAUGCUUUUAAGUCAAAUAUAGAACAGCUUAAACGAGGAGCUCAUGUUAGUGGAGGUAUAUACGUUGGAUUUAAUGGUGGUAAUGAAUAUCCAUUGGUCUUUGUUCAACCAAAAUCACGUGGAAUGAAUAUGGCAUUGGUUGCUUGUCCAUAUAUUAAUUGGAUAAAUAAAAAUAGUCUUUCAAGGUUUGAACCUGCUGAAUACGUUAAGGAUUUCUUUCCAAUAGUUACUCAAAAUGAUUUCAAUAGACAUAGAAUGGUUCCAACAUUUCAUUACUUUAAAAGAAAACUACCUCGAAAUUAUUAUUGGGGAACAAAGGAUAUAACUGCUUUCAUUUGUGGAAAAAUUAAGCAAAGAGAACUUCCUGAUGUCGAAGUUGGAUUUCAUAUUAUGGAUGGUAGUGACCAAAUUAGUAGUGAUAUUACUGUUAAAAAUUCAAAAAUUUAUUGUAAAUCAAAAGAAGUAGAUUAUGAAUAUGUAUUUGGAGUAAUUCCGGCAGAAAAAACAAUUUCUAAAACAAUGUCAGAAGUAAGUUUUUUUAAUAAAGACAACAAACUUUAUUCUGGACAAUAUAUACUUGUAUACAGUAAAUGGCAUGUAACAAAUAGAAGAAAGUAUUUAGUAGACGAAUUUCGUAAAAAAUAUCCAUAUGGCGGCGAAUAUGAUUGGUAUGCUUGGGAUUCAGGCCAUGAAUUCUAUUUUCAUCCUAAAUGUAUUGGAAAAGUAUUAGAUAUUGAUACAGUUUUAAAACUAAAAGUUGGAGACAAUUUAGAACACGAACAUUUAAAGAAAGAUAAAAAAACUUCAUUUUAUGAAAUUAAUGACAUUACGAAUGACAUAAAACUUAGCUGUGGUGCAUUUAAAAGCAAUAUUGCCGAUGAUAUAUAUUCAGAAUUUUAUAGUAAAAGAUAUAAAACAUUUAUUCAAAGAAUUGAGGAUGAAAAUGGUAUAGCUUUAAAAGAACCAGAAUUUGAAACAAUUACAAUUCCUGCAGGAUAUGCAUAUUUUUAUGGAAAAUACAGAUGUACUGUUGAGAAAUCUUCUACUUCUGGUAAAAUUAAACCUUCUGAAUUUUUUAUUACAUCAAAAUAUGGAAAAAAUGUUCAAGAAGUAAUAGUUGCUUUAAAAACAGAUAAAAAUGUAGCAAAAUGUUCUAAUAAAAAUGAAAGAAAUGGAACUAUUGUUGAAAUGAUUGUAACCAUUUCUGCGGAUGAAAUUUACAAAUACAAUUAUAAAAAUCGUACUAAUAAAAAUUUUAAAACUACAGAUAAUUAUAUAACUUUUAAAAAUGAAGGCAAAGACGAAAUUGUUAACAAUACUAGAUUUAGAUGUAUUUACAUGAAAGAUGGAGAAAUUAGUUCUACAAGAGUUGGAGCUAUUUACGUUCAGAAAAAUAAAAUUACAGUAGAUAAAAAAACUGUUAGUCUUUUUGUACCAAUUUUAUGUGGUGUAGUUGGAUUUAUUAUGCUUGUUCUAAUAUUAGUUGCAUUUAUAAUUAUAACUAGAGUUAAAAAGAAAAAAAGAAGUGGUUUGUUAUCUAGAGCAUCCAGUGCUACCUCUGCUUCAUCAAUGUCUGGAAGUAAAUUUUCAAGUUCAUAUAGUAGAACAUCUAGUAGUCUUAGAAAAUCAAAAUCUCAAAGUAAAUCAAGAUCUGGAAGUAAAUCCAAAUUUACUUUUAAGUCUAAAAUUGGUUCUAAAUCUAAAAUUGGUUCUAAAUCUAAAAUUGGUUCUAAUUCUAAAAUUAGUUCUAAAUCUAAAAUUGGUUCUAAAUCCAAAUUAAAUUCUCAAACAAAAUUAGCUACCAAACCAUCAAAUAUUUCCAAAAUACCAUCUAAACAAUUAAGUAAAGCUUCAUAA